AUGCCCGAGCAAAUCCUGAAGAAAUUAGAAAGAGUAAUGGACGACUUCGUCCAAAUUAAAAAGGGCGAUCAGAAAGUAAACGCGAUAGGCAAAGAAACACUAAGACUCACAACCGAGAAAGGAGGAAAAAAAUUACUCGACAUAAAAUCGAGAAACGAGGCCAUAGAACUAAUGAAACUGCAUGUCAGGAACCGAAUUUCGGAGGCUUCGCACAAAGUGAAAUUCGCACCAAUCAUAACAACCAAAAACAUAAAAGAAGACAUGCCCUUCUGGUACCACCCGGGAACAGAACUGAAAAAGAGACUGUGUGAAAAUGACCGCAGCAGGAGCUGCGAAAACCCGAACACGUGCAGGAACAACGCGCACCAGAAACUCAGCUACCUGAUGCCAAAAUGGGACCCUAGAAAUGACGAACAGCCCCAGCCAGGUAACAAUCCUGCAGAAACAGAAACCAACGAGAUCCCAGCAAUAACAAUUGAAGAUCUACAAGACCUCCGGGGAGGAAACCUCACCCAACAUGUCUGUGUCUUCACCGAGAUAGUGUCAGGGUCGGAUACAGAGAGAGGAAGGAGGACUAAAUACCGGCGGGGGAAUCUACGGAAGAAUCAAGACGAAAUGACGAAGUCCAAGAAAGAAAGAAUAAGUCGAGAACCAGAACAAGAGAGGCAAAAUAAUACACAAGAAAAUCUAGAGUACUCGAGAACAACUACAACAACCAAUCGUAACCCGGCGGAUAAAAUCCGAGCAAGAACCGGAUCCAAGGGUUCCGGCACAGCCGUGAGGCCGCGCGCGCGCGCCAAAUCACGUGAUUACAAAGUCGCGCAUCAAAGUCAAGAACUGAACCGGCGGGCUGAAAUGAAGAACGAGACAGACUCGGACAAAGAAACCACCGUCUUCACCGACAGAUCGUGCUGGAUCGUGCUCGGAAAACGGAACAGCAAACGCGAAAGCAGGAGCCGGCCUCUGGUACAGGGAAAACAACGAGAAGAACAAGGCAAUAAGACUCCCAACCCACCUAAGCUCCAACAACGGAGGCGAACUAGUUGCGGCGAUGGUAGCCAUCCAAGAAAACAAAACUGCGAAAAACAUAAAAAUAGUCAGCAACUCCCAAUACACGAUAAACGCCAUAACAAAACACCUACCAGACUGGCUCGACAAGGGGUUCACCGGAAUAAAAAACACAAACAUCCUACGAGCCAUAACAGGCGAACUGAUCCAAACAGCGCAAAAAUAAUGCUCCGGAAAGUGAAGGGCCACAGCGGGGACACCGGAAACGAUGGAGCCGACGCCAAAGCAGCGGAGGGAGCAAAUAAACCAACUCCCGAUGGGAUAGACCUAAAAGCAGGCCAAAAUAUACGGAAACUAGGCAUCAACAUCAACCGGUGUACCCAAUCCCUCCUAUACAAGGCCAUGGCCCAUUAG
This is a messenger RNA of Coprinopsis cinerea okayama7#130, 1422 nucleotides long. RefSeq lists its product as hypothetical. Lineage: Eukaryota; Fungi; Basidiomycota; Agaricomycetes; Agaricales; Psathyrellaceae. Bases 1 to 1422 code for a protein of 473 amino acids. The record is from RefSeq and is a predicted model, not a curated record. Gene Ontology annotation, molecular function: nucleic acid binding. The transcript has 6 exons.